ACAAAUCACAGCAACUCAUGUCGGCCAAAAUCCCACCCUCUCUACCGUACACGUCUCUCUCUGCUAUGCAUACGAAUUCAGCUAGUCGAUCAAGGGUUUAAGUAUAUAUUAGAUCGAUCGCGCGCAGAACAAAGUUUCCAUAUGAUCAUUAUUCAACUAUUUGCCAGCUAACUCAUUUAGCAGAGAUAGCUAUAAGCAAAAGAAUGGCUUCAAUUUUGCCUCCGGAAAAUCUUUGCUUUUCUUAUUGGGCAGGGCUAUUCGUGUUAACUGCCUUAACAUUCCUGGUUUAUCAGAUUAUGAAGCCCCUGCAGUACUACUCUCAACAAGAACCAAAGGUUGAUAUUCCUCCAGGAAGUCGAGGAUUACCAUUGAUCGGAGAGACCUUACACUUCAUGGCUGCCAUUUAUAGUGGCAAAGGGUUUUAUGAGUUUGUCAGAUUGCGCCGUCUCCGAUACGGCAAAUGCUUCAAGACCAACAUAUUUGGGGGGACGCAUGUCUUUGUGUCGAGCACCAAGUCAGCUAAGGUAAUUCUAAACAAUGACUCGGGGAAAUUCGGGAAGAGAUACAUAAAAUCUAUUGCGGAGCUAGUGGGAAAUCAAAGCUUGCUUUGUGCUUCACACCAACACCACAAACUACUUCGUGGCCAAUUGGGCAGUUUGUUCUCUACAAAUUCUCUGUCAGUGUUCAUCAAACAGUUCGAUCAACUCAUUGUUGAAGCUCUAAAAGGCUGGGAACAUCAAAGCACUGUGGUUAUACAAGAUGAAGCGCUCAAGAUAACUUGCAAAGCAAUGUGUAAGAUGUUGUUAAGCGUGGAAAGUGGAUACGAAUUAGAGGUGUUGCAGAAGGAGGUAGCUCAUGUUUGUGAAGCUAUGCUUGCAUUUCCUCUGAGGUUUCCCGGGACUAGAUUUAACAAGGGCCUUCAGGGGAGGAAGAAAAUCAUGCUCAUAAUUGAUAAAGCAAUGAGGGAAAGGAGAGGAAGAAGGUUAAGGGCUGAUGAAGAUGAUUUUCUACAACAAAUUUUGAGAAAUGAAGCAGGUGGCAAUGGGCUAACAGAUGAAGAGGUCAAAGACAAUAUAUUAACCAUGGUAAUUGCAGGUCAAGAUACUACAGCCACAGCAGUGACCUGGAUGGUCAAAUUCUUAGGUGAAAAUCCGGAGGUGCUUCACAAUCUUAUGAAAGAACAACUUGACUUGUGGAGAAAAACUUCGUCAAAGUCAUUUUUAACACUGGAAAGUAUUAACGAGAUGCCGUUUGCUUCGAAGGUAGUGAAGGAAUCCCUAAGGCUGGCCUCGAUCGUGCCUUGGUUCCCAAGACUAGCUCUUGAGGAUUGCGAGAUGGAAGGAUUUAGGAUCAAGAAAGGGUGGAAUGUAAAUGUUGAUGCUAAAUCGGUACACCUUGAUCCGACGGUGUACAUCGAUCCCGGCAAGUUCAAUCCCUCGAGGUUUGAUGAUGAAUAUUCAAAAGGAGGACACAGCAGGUUCUUAGCUUUUGGGAUGGGAGGGAGGACAUGUUUGGGGAUGAACAUGGCUAAGGCUAUGAUGCUGGUUUUUCUUCACCGUCUCGUCACUACUUACAGGUCACUACCUGUCAACUUCUUCAGUUUAUCGUUGUCAUUGAAUUUGAGACCUAUCUACUAUUCAAUAAUCAACAUGAAAUAUUGGAAUGUCAAAAUGAUUCUGGAGGAAACUAUAAGAAAUUUAUACUAGUCAAGGUUUGAUGGCGUUGGUGUAUGUUUGUUCUUUCAUGCUUAUGGACAAUGGCUGAGCCACAAAGCGAUGGAGUAGAGUGUUCAUUUUACUUCUAAAAAAUAAAUUCUUGUUGUUUGAUGAAAUGCUUCAAAGACCAAUUUCGUAAAAUUCAUGUUUGAUGUUGAGAAACAUUUUGAAUUUUAUAUCCCAAACCUACUAGCUUUUUUAAAAAAAAAAAAAAAAAAAAAAACCUUAGCCCCCCUUCACCCUUACAUAUGUCAGUUAGAAUCGAACCUAUAACCUUUACAAUGUUAGAAUUAUAAUUUAACCUACAAGUUCUUAUUCUAACAAAAUUUAAUUAAAGUCAUGCUAUCAUUAUCGCUCAAUAUAAAGCUCGCUUUGGAGCAACUAUAUAACACUAUGAGAACUAUCAAA
This is a messenger RNA of Rosa chinensis, 2123 nucleotides long. Its product is annotated as cytochrome P450 90D2. The transcript is spliced from 8 exons. The coding region runs from base 204 to 1706 and encodes 500 amino acids. Gene Ontology annotation, molecular function: monooxygenase activity; iron ion binding; heme binding. The record is from RefSeq and is a predicted model, not a curated record. NCBI's taxonomy places the organism in Eukaryota, Viridiplantae, Streptophyta, Magnoliopsida, Rosales, Rosaceae. Gene Ontology annotation, biological process: brassinosteroid homeostasis; brassinosteroid biosynthetic process; sterol metabolic process.